UCACUCUUUCUUCCCGUACGCCGGCGAGGCAGUGAGGCGGCGGCGGCUCCUCGCCAGCGGCCGACCGGCGAGCUCCCCCCCUCCGCGCUCUCCCUUGCAGCAGCUACCCGCUCCUCCUCUGGCGCUUAUCCCUUCCCCCCCUUUGUAGACCCUGCGAGAAGCUCAGGCCGUCGUCAUCCUAAACCCCGACCACGCCGGAAUCCCGCCGCCGUAAGUUACCAAGGGCACCUAGGCCGCCUUCCGGGGAAGGGGGAGGUUCCGGACACCCCCAACGCGCUGGUUCUUGCGUAUGGCGAAGCUGGGUCCGGGGCAGGGGCUGGGGUGCGAGGCGGCGGUGGGGUCGUUGCAGCCGAGCCGGAAGCGGGAGUACAAGGCGUGCAACAAGCUCACCGAGGGGAAGCGCCCGCUCUACGCCAUCGGCUUCAACUUCCUCGACGUCCGCUACUACGACGUCUUCGCCACCGUCGGCGGCAACCGCGUGACAACAUACAGCUGCCUCAAGGAUGGCAAUUUUGCUAUACUGCAAGCGUAUGUUGAUGAGGAUAAGGAUGAAUCAUUCUACACACUGAGCUGGGCUUGUGAUCUUGAUGGUACGCCAUUAUUAGUGGCUGCAGGAAGCAAUGGGAUCAUUCGGGUCAUCAACUGUGCCACCGAGAAGUUACUCAAGACUUUUGUUGGCCAUGGUGAUUCAAUAAAUGAGAUAAGAACUCAAGCAUUGAAGCCUUCGCUCAUCAUUUCUGCAAGCAAGGAUGAGUCUGUUAGGCUGUGGAAUGUUCACACAGGGAUCUGCAUUUUGAUUUUUGCUGGAGCAGGUGGUCACCGGAAUGAAGUAUUGAGUGUUGACUUCCACCCAUCUGAUAUCUAUCGCAUAGCAAGCUGUGGCAUGGACAACACUGUUAAAAUAUGGUCAAUGAAGGAAUUCUGGCCAUAUGUUGAGCAAUCCUUUGCAUGGACUGACCUUCCAUCAAAAUUUCCAACAAAAUAUGUCCAAUUUCCGGUAUUGAUUGCUGUUGUACAUUCUAACUAUGUUGAUUGUACGAGAUGGCUUGGUGACUUCGUCCUAUCAAAGAGUGUUGACAACGAAAUCGUGCUGUGGGAACCAAAAACAAAAGAACAAAAUCCUGGGGAGGGUAGCAUUGAUAUUCUUCAGAAGUACCCUGUCCCAGAAUGUGACAUCUGGUUUAUCAAAUUCUCAUGUGAUUUUCACUUCAAUCAGUUGGCAAUAGGCAACCGUGAAGGUAAAGUUUAUGUCUGGGAAGUACAAUCCAGUCCUCCUGUUUUAACUGCUCGGCUGACUAAUCCGCAAUGCAAAUCAGCGAUAAGGCAGACUGCUGUGUCAUUUGAUGGAAGCACAAUCCUUGCCUGCAGCGAGGACGGUAGCAUAUGGCGGUGGGAUGAAGUGGACCAUCCAAGCAUCAAAAACUGAAGCAGGUGAAAAAAAAAAACCUACAGACAGACGACGGCAAGGCCAGAUUAAGAUUGGAGUUUCCUGCAUGUGUACUUUGUUGUGGGUUGUACUAAUCGGUCUUGUCGCUGGAAAGAAAAAAGCAACUGCAAUUUUGGUUCUGUGAAAUCAGAACGGUUUGAUCAACUGAAUGUUUGGUCUGCCGACUAGUA
Messenger RNA from Oryza brachyantha (malo sina), 1617 nucleotides. RefSeq names its product polycomb group protein FIE1. The transcript has 13 exons. Gene Ontology annotation, biological process: negative regulation of transcription by RNA polymerase II. Lineage: Eukaryota; Viridiplantae; Streptophyta; Magnoliopsida; Poales; Poaceae. Gene Ontology annotation, cellular component: ESC/E(Z) complex. Gene Ontology annotation, molecular function: protein binding; nucleosome binding. The record is from RefSeq and is a predicted model, not a curated record. The coding region runs from base 290 to 1426 and encodes 378 amino acids.